This is a messenger RNA of Pochonia chlamydosporia 170, 2685 nucleotides long. Its product is annotated as SET and WW domain-containing protein. The transcript has 3 exons. Gene Ontology annotation, molecular function: histone H3K36 methyltransferase activity; protein binding. The record is from RefSeq and is a predicted model, not a curated record. NCBI's taxonomy places the organism in Eukaryota, Fungi, Ascomycota, Sordariomycetes, Hypocreales, Clavicipitaceae. The coding region runs from base 1 to 2685 and encodes 894 amino acids. Gene Ontology annotation, cellular component: chromosome; chromatin; nucleus. Gene Ontology annotation, biological process: regulation of DNA-templated transcription.
AUGGAGGAUGAUGAGCAUGCAGCCAAAAGAAUGAGUAGGAUCAAGCUUGAAGACGGAAUCGCGAAUGGUCAACCCGAGCCCAUGGACACGACCGAGUCUACGCCAACACACGGCAUCAAGGGUGGUGCCUCACCUGCAUCCAUCAAUGGCCUCAAAUCAGAGAGCGACGGCGUAAACACGCCAGCUUCAGGCAAGCCACGCCUGUCGCGAAGACCCUCACAAAAACCUGCCGAACCCGAAACGAGAUUGUUCGACCACCUUCCCAACAUGACAGACGAGUCUUGCAAGGAUUUCCAGGUUAUUCGAGAUUGUCUCUACGGCUCAAAACACCUGGGCUCUACUGACAAUGACGCUUUGGAUUGUGACUGCGGAGAGGAGUUUCAAGAUGGAGAGAACUUUGCCUGCGGCGAAGAUUCCGACUGUAUCAACCGCGCAACCAAAAUGGAGUGUGUCGCCAGUGGAAGCAAUUGUGGAGGUGGCUGCCAAAAUCAACGGUUUCAACGCAAACUUUGGGCCGAUGUUGCCGUCAUCAAGACCGAGAAGAAGGGGUAUGGCCUUCGAACCGAAGCUGAUCUACAACCGAACGAUUUUAUUUACGAGUACGUCGGGGAAGUAAUUAACGAGCCCACGUUUCGACGAAGAAUGCUGCAGUACGACGAAGAGGGUAUCAAGCAUUUCUACUUUAUGUCCCUGAGCAAGAGUGAAUUUGUAGAUGCCACAAGAAAAGGCAACCUCGGUCGAUUUUGUAAUCACUCCUGCAGUCCGAACUGCUACGUGGACAAAUGGGUAGUCGGAGAUAAGCUGCGCAUGGGAAUUUUUGCCCUGCGCAAGAUUCGAGCUGGGGAAGAAUUAGUUUUCAACUACAACGUUGAUCGAUAUGGUGCGGAACCUCAGCCAUGCUACUGUGGCGAGCCGAAUUGCGUGGGAUUCAUCGGAGGCAAAACUCAGACAGAGCGCGCCACCAAGUUGCCGACCACAGUUGUUGAAGCUCUCGGAAUCGAUGAUGCAGACGGAUGGGACACGACUGUUGCUAAGAAACCACGCCGUAAGCGACCCGAAGAAGAUGACGAAGAGUACGUUAAUAGCCUCCCGACUCGGAGCUUGGAUGAGGAUGGAUCUAGAAAGGUCAUGGCCGCGCUGGUGCAAUGCAAGGAGAAAUGGAUCGCUGUCAAGUUGCUUGAACGUAUCCAGCGGGCCGAUGAUGAGCGAGUGCUUCGCUCUGUCAUGCGAAUGCACGCCUACCAGAUUCUCAAAACCACACUCAACACUUUUAUCGAUGACGACAAUGUUGUGCUACAGGUGCUGGACAUUCUCGACAAGUUUCCACGUAUGACGAGAAACAAGAUUCAGGACGCUAAAAUUGAAGCCACCAUUCAACCUCUGACCAACUCGGAACACGAAGAAGUGGCAUCGAAAUCUAAAAAACUGCUGGAAGACUGGAGUAAACUGGAAGUAGCAUAUCGCAUUCGGAGACGAAAGGUUGACCCCAAUGCACCCGUUCAGAAUAUCUUUGAUGACCGGCGAGGACAAGCUCGAGAGGAAGAAACGGCUCAGUCGACACCAAAGACGGCGUCCCCGAGGCCAAUUGACGCCCCCAAGGGUCCCAAAAAUAGUGCUCCCCAGCGCAGUGUUUCGUUUCAACACAACAGCGCAAACAGGCCACCACGACGUUUUGGGCCGUUGCCCGAAGGCUGGUUCACAGCCAAGGAUAGCAGGGGAACCACCUACUAUUAUAAUAAGCAAGGGAAAACUACAUGGAGCAGGCCAACACAACCAGCAAAUGAUGGGCCAAAAGCACCCUCCAAAGCCAUUCAGGAGCAGCUAGCGAUCCAAAGUAUCAUUGACAGGGUGACCAAAGAAGGAACGCCGAAACAGACUGCAUUGCAACCAACUCCGUCACAUUCUGCCGAGUCAUCAUCCAGGGAGUCUAAAAGAGAGAAAUGGAAGGCCCUGCCCAUUGACAAGCAGAUGAAAAUAUACGAAAACACGGUAUUCCCACCAGUGAAACACGUAUUGGAUAAGUUUCGACAUAAGCUCCCCAAGGAAGAACUCAAACGACUAGGCAAAGACAUUGCCAAAAAGCUCGUGGCGUCUGAUUACAAGAACAAGCGAGUAGACGACCCAACAGCGGCCCUCAGCGAGAAACAAACGCUUAAAAUAAAAAAGUACGUCAAGGACUUCUUGACACGAGCGGUUGAAAAGUAUGAAGAGCACCAGAAGAAACAUGGGUCAAAGGAGGGCAGACCCGGAGGCUCUGAUGGCAAAGCUACGGCUGCCAGCGACGCAUCCCAGAGCGUAGAGCCCGAGGCUACAGACGACAUUGUCCUCAGUGACGCUGAGGAAGACGACUCUCCCACCAGCCAAGAACGUAAGCGCAAGCGAGACGCCGAAAUGGCAGAUUCAGCUGUCGCCACACCCUCUGAGGGACCGGACACGAAACGAUUACGAGGAGAAGACGGUGCCGAGCCGACCCCCCCUCCACCACCUCCUCCCCCACCGGACUCUACCUCGGAUGAUGCCCUGACCGAGGAGCAAAGUGCGGAACAAAAAGCCCUCCAGGAACAAGAAGAGGCGCUGAUGCGGGAAAAUGAAGAGGCACAAAGGCUGGAAGACGAAGCGAAUAAGGCCAAGAAUCUGGAAGAAAAAGCUGAAGAGAUGCGCCAAGACAUCACUCUGGCGGCGUAA